Aspergillus pseudonomiae is the source of this 1835-nucleotide messenger RNA. Its product is annotated as class I SAM-dependent methyltransferase. Gene Ontology annotation, molecular function: methyltransferase activity. Bases 697 to 1545 code for a protein of 282 amino acids. NCBI's taxonomy places the organism in Eukaryota, Fungi, Ascomycota, Eurotiomycetes, Eurotiales, Aspergillaceae. The record is from RefSeq and is a predicted model, not a curated record. The transcript has a single exon.
GCUUCCCCGGCCGAGCUUAAGAGAAUCGUGGAGCCGCCGGCCUUUUGAGACAAAGGGAAGCUUUGGUGUGAUUCAUUCCACUGACUCCCUCCUUCAGGGAAUAUAUUUGAGCGAGGAACAACUAAGCUUCCAAUUAGGAAUGCCCGGCUUUUUUUUUUCUUUCACGUUCAAGAACGACACUUCUUCCCGCGCCAUUAUCCGAUCAGCGCCUCCUGCUCGCCAAGCCUACUGGUUCGGGCGCUCCGAUAAUCGAGUCUUACACGGACAGCCAAAAAAGAGUAUUUUCUGCCAUAUUACCUUUCAUUUGUUCGAUCCUUACCAACCAACCUAGGAAUGUGCGACCAGAACAGCCUACACCAUGCGCCUCAUCCAAGGUAUCGGUCGCGUGGAAGAAAGCGGGAGUCAAGCUUGAGCAAUUGCUUAAUAUCAGCUUUGUUGUUGAGUUAUCAUAGCUAAAAAGGCAACCGGAAGACAGCAUCCGACUCAGAUAGGGAUGUGCCUGGAAAUGCGAUCCCCGACAAUCGGCUACUGAAGGUCGUCUGCGACUCCAGUGGCAUCCAUUCUCUAGUUGCCAACGUUUACAAUAAGGAAGGGGCGGGGUUCCUAGCCAAGGACACACGCAGUAGCGCCCACCCGAUACGUACGGUAAUCCAAGAGCAUGGUCGUAUACAUCAAGGACAAGGAACUAGGGGCUACAUGCUACCAUGCGAUGAACUCGAGAAGGGCCGUCUCGAUUUCAUCCAUACCAUGAUGAUGAAAGCGCUGCGCUCCGACCAACCAAUUCACGUCCCCCAUCCUGAAAAUGGCCGCUUCUUAGAUCUAGGGUGUGGGACCGGCCUCUGGGCGAUUGAAGUGGCGAAGGCAUAUCCAAGUGCCUACGUUCUGGGGGUCGAUGUGUCUGCAAUCCAGCCAGAUUCUCCUCCGCCAAAUUGUGACUUCAAGGUCCCUUUUGACUAUGAGCGUCCUUGGUUAAUGGGAGAAGGAAAGUGGGAUGUUAUCCAUAUGCGAAUGGGGUGCGGCAGCGUCACCAAUUGGCCAGCACUUUACAAGAGGAUAUACGACCAUCUGCAUCGCGGUGCUUGGUUUGAACAGCUUGAGAUAAUUUUUGAGCCUCGUUGCUUCGGUCGACGACUGAGAUUCGGCCCGCUCCGAUUUUGGUACUACAACCUGAAGGCCGCGACAGAACAAACCCAGAGCGGAAUCGAGCAUUACUCAGGUCAGGUACUGCAGUGGCUGGUGGAUGCUGGGUUUCGCCAGGUCGGCUGUGAGGAAUUUGUGCUGCCCCUAGAACCGUCGAUGCUCCCCAUCCACGACAAGGCAUCUGUCCGAUGGUACAGGACAGCCUUUGCCGAGAGUGUCCUGCUACUCUGUUUGGCGCCGUUCAGCCGUGUGUAUGGCUGGUCAUAUGACGAGAUCCAGUCACUCGCGACUGCUGCGGUAGCAGAAGCUCUUGAUCCAAGCAGAACCCUUUUCUACACCUUGCGUUUGUACAAGGCGCGGAGGCCUUUGGACGAGGCGACUGUUUUUGGUGGAGCCCCUCCUUGACCAGACCUACUGUUUCAGCAGGGCUCCCCAGUAUACUAUCUACCCGGAGAUCCUGGCAGACUGUGUCCAGUGCCACCUUUUCUUCCUUGCGCGCCAUCGCCAACCAGGUAGCGCUGGGGAGAGUAAUAUAAUAUAUGUUUAAGAAGCGGGAAUAUUAUAAUACCAUGGUUACAGGCAUGUGGUCAAAACGAUGUAAUCUCUAUCUUCGAGUCUUAGCCUAUUCUGCCCAGGAAAUCAACUCCCACCUCUUUCCGACGCUAUCGAAGCGUGGUAAUACAAGGUGCUCUGUU